CGAGUACAUGGCAUUUUCUACUGUAGACAUCCAUACAACAUAUACAGUACUAAGGUGAUAGCGCACGAUGUGUUGGCCUUAUACGCUAGUCUACUCCUGCUGGGACUGCCUCGAAAUGGGCCGUCCUGCCUGGGAAGCCUGCGUGGUGGUCAGGCCCGAAGCCGAGGACCCGAUAAUGGGGGGGCACAACUACGAAGGAUGGCCAUGUCCGAUGCGGUACCUGGGCAGCCCCGGCGGCGGAUCCCCGACCCGGGCCUCAUUGCCGAGGCCUAUCAGCAGUCUCAAGCCCCUCCGCUGCCCGACCCUGUACAGAUACAAGCCCUGGUUGGAGGCUGCCGGCCGCGCCAUGGUCGACAUGGCAAGCCCGGGCCUCGGAGCGUACACCCACACCUUCGCGUUCCACUCGCCGCAGCAUCGAUACUGGGUAUGUCCGGAGCAUCGCUACAAAUACCUGGGAUUAGGCCCUGAGUACAUGGGUUACGAGAUGGUGCGGGACUUGCAGCGGGUCGCGGCCCGGAGGAGAAGGGAGGAGGAGCUGAGGGAGAAGGAGGCGGCGAUGUCGAUGCGAGAAUAUUUGAAGGGAAGUCGGGAGGGGUGGGAAAUGACACCUAAUCCGUCGGAACGGGGACAGAAACGGAAGCGCGCUGAUUCGGAUUCGAUGAUGAGGGCUCGGGCCAGAAGCAGCCAGCUAUCUAUGUAAUCGUCCACGAAGGCAACGAACAAGGGGUUUGAUCGCUAUGUUCCAGUUCGAGACACUAGAUACACUUGAUCCCUACAUCUAGUACAAAAAUACAUUGUAGCAGAUUGGGGGGGGGGAAGUAAUGCAUUGCUGAGAUUAUAGAUAGGUAUCAUCGGUGGGCACGGGUCGGGGCCUAAGGAAGAAGAGAAGAGAAGAGAAGCAAAGAUUAGUCCAAUAACACAACA
Messenger RNA from Hypoxylon fragiforme, 924 nucleotides. RefSeq lists its product as uncharacterized. The record is from RefSeq and is a predicted model, not a curated record. The transcript has a single exon. NCBI's taxonomy places the organism in Eukaryota, Fungi, Ascomycota, Sordariomycetes, Xylariales, Hypoxylaceae. Bases 68 to 700 code for a protein of 210 amino acids.